Carcharodon carcharias (great white shark) is the source of this 2641-nucleotide messenger RNA. It is a transcript of the gene alx4a, whose product is annotated as ALX homeobox 4a. Gene Ontology annotation, biological process: regulation of transcription by RNA polymerase II. Bases 1 to 1098 code for a protein of 365 amino acids. The record is from RefSeq and is a predicted model, not a curated record. Gene Ontology annotation, molecular function: DNA-binding transcription activator activity, RNA polymerase II-specific; RNA polymerase II transcription regulatory region sequence-specific DNA binding. NCBI's taxonomy places the organism in Eukaryota, Metazoa, Chordata, Chondrichthyes, Lamniformes, Lamnidae. The transcript is spliced from 4 exons.
AUGAACGGGGAGACUUGCGUGUCUUAUUGUGAUAUAGCGAGUAUGGAUUCGUAUUAUAACCCAGCUCCGCAGGGGAGAGAAAAUCAACACUCUCCUUUUAGAACAUUCCAGCCAAGUGACAAGUUCGGCCCCAACUUCCUGGCCAACAAAGGCCAAAGUUAUGGUGACAAGUCGAGGACCCCCUUCCAGCAGGAAUGUGAGCCAUUGGACAACAGCAUUCAAAACCCCACCGGCGACAGCGCCUUUAACAAAUAUCUGUACAUGCAGAGCGCUGGCAGGACCGCCAAGUCCCCGGCAGAGAACAAGAUUCAAGAAGGCAGUCACAACGGCGCCUUGAUACCCUGCUAUGCUAAAGACAGCCCACUGGGAGAGUCGGACCUGCCUCAAAGCCCUGACCCUGCAGUGAUGGAGAGCCCCUACCUCAGCGUGAAGGAGGCAGCAAUGAAAGGGGUCAACACCGAGCUGCCCAAUCCCAUGGACAAAGGCGAGAGCGACAGCAACAAAGGCAAGAAACGCAGGAACAGGACCACCUUCACCAGUUAUCAGCUGGAGGAACUGGAAAAGGUUUUUCAAAAGACUCACUAUCCGGACGUUUAUGCCAGGGAACAGCUCGCACUAAGGACUGACCUGACAGAAGCUCGAGUGCAGGUUUGGUUUCAGAACAGAAGAGCUAAGUGGAGGAAAAGAGAACGUUUCGGACAGAUGCAGCAAGUCCGCAGUCACUUCUCCACUGCCUACGAGCUACCCAUCUUAACCCGGGAGAACUAUGCUCAGAUACAAAACCCAUCUUGGAUUGGCAACAAUGGUGCAUCUUCUCCGGUGCCAGCUUGUGUUGUGCCCUGUGAAACGGUAACAUCCUGCAUGUCUCCACAUGCACACGCACAUGCACCAGGUGGGGUGUCUGACUUCCUGGGUGUUUCUGCCCCUGGGAGCCAUGUGGGACAGACACAUAUGGGUGGUCUCUUUGGCACCACUGGGCUAGGAGCUGCCAUCAACGCAUUUGACAUCAGUAAUGAACCAGAUCGAAAAUCAUCCAGCAUUGCAGCCUUAAGAAUGAAAGCCAAAGAGCACAGCGCUGCCAUAUCUUGGGCCACAUGACCGACAUAACAAUAGAUAUUCAAACACUGAAAAUAAUACAAUAUUACAUAAUGCUGGACUAAGGACAUAACGCAACAUGGAGAUUUAUAAGCAGCACUUUUUCUAUUAUAGGUUGGUAGGAUUAGAAAUAAGGUUUACUUCAUCUUCAAAAUAUUUAUAUUAUACCCCUUACUGUAAAAGAGCUAUCCUGAAAAAUAAUCAAAAUCCAAAAUUUGAAAUUGAUAUCCUUAGAUUUUAGGCAAGCUUGUAAAAUUCUAGCGUAAAAUGGCAGCGAUUUUCUUAAGGGCCAAAUUUGUAAUUAGAAUUCAGCCAGCUCAAGGACAUUGCAGAGAAUUCUCAGUAUAAAACCGUGUAUAAGUGCAAUCAUCAUUGGCUAUGAAGUUUAAAGCGGAUGAAAAGAAUCUUAUUUUGUAGAAAAGCUUGUAAACUAACUUAAAUGACUCUCCCACAAUAGGUUAGCAAGACAUUGUUCAACAAGAUCUUAGUGACAAAAGGUAAAUACAUCUAUACUACAGUACCAAUCAGUUGGGAGGCAAGAGAAAAACAACUCUUAACUUAUCCCAAACAGGUUUGUUUAACUUAACGCCUUGGCAACGUCUUGCAACUUUAUACAUUGAUUAAUUCUAAUUUUCAUGAAGUUUUUGAAGGCUUCUGUAUAAAUUGUAACAGCUCUUUUGUGUGUUUUUUGCCAAGUUACUUUGAUUUAAGUGACAUUGGCUAUAGGGUCUUGUUAGUGCCCCAUAUUAGUUGUGGUCUAGAGUUUAAUUGGGUUCCUUGUCCUACUGCCACUAUGGAUCUAGAAGUUCAUUUUGUUUUAAUAAAAUAUUUUAAAGUAAACUGGAUAUCAAGUUCAAAUCAAUUGUUAAGUAGUUAAUCCUUCAAAAAUAUUUACUUGACCAUAAAUAUUAAAACCUGUGUCUAGUCCUGGGCACUGACCUAUAGUAGCAACAGUAGUUUAAGAUCUUGCAAAGUUUACACAAUUUAAAAAAAAGACAAGAAAACGUCUUAUAAAUAAACAAAAAAAAAUCUUUGUGUAAUAUGCUAGAUAUACCAAAAGUGAAAUGUUAUACCAUUUUUAAAUGUCAUUUUCUUUUGCAACAAUCACGCCCAUUGCUAUUACUUAUACUACUGAAGUAGAAGGUUGAAGUUCAGAGUAAUAUAUCUGUUUGGGUGUGUUGUGUACUUUUGCUGAGAGGAAAUCUCGAAUAUUACUGUAUUAAUUUGUUGUAAAAUAUUUUAACCUUGUAAACUCCUUUAGCUUUAAUUGCCUUGUUUUAAAUAUAAUUGUAGGAAAGGGUGCAAUUAGAUUACGUUCAAUAAAAAAUGUUACUGCAUCCAAAGUAGUGUUCUUCAUUACUGUGAGAAUUUAACAAACUCAAUUUGCCUGUGUUGUACUGUUUUAUGAGUAAGUUAUUGCACUUGGAACAAUUUUUUUCAUAGAUGUAAUUUCUUAGGAAACUGUAACAGUGGGUCAGAAUGGCGUGUAUUGUUUUGACAGGUAUAACCAAUAAUCCAAUAAAGAAUUUGUCUUUUUCCUACUGAA